Molecule: messenger RNA, 495 nt
Organism: Ziziphus jujuba (common jujube)
Lineage: Eukaryota; Viridiplantae; Streptophyta; Magnoliopsida; Rosales; Rhamnaceae
Product: probable pectin methylesterase CGR2
Exons: 1
Coding region: 1-495 (164 amino acids)
Biological process (GO): pectin metabolic process
Molecular function (GO): methyltransferase activity
Source: RefSeq, a predicted model, not a curated record
AUGGUGGAGGUCCAACGAGCAAUUCCCAUUCUAGCAAAAGCAUAUGGUGACAGCAUGCACAAAAUUUUGCAUGUUGGCCCUGAUACUUGUUCAGUGGUUUCUAAAUUGCUCAAGGAGAAAGAAACCAAAGCCUGGGGUGUCCAACCAUAUGACAUAGAGGAUGCUGAUAGAAAUUGCAAAGCUCUUGUGAAGAAAGACAUUGUGCGUGUUGCCGACAUCAAGUUUCCACUUCCAUAUAGGCCAAAAUCAUUUUCUCUUGUAAUUGUUUCAGAUGCAUUGGAAUAUUUGUCUCCUAGGUACCUUAACAAGACCCUCCCAGAUUUGGCAAGGGUAUCUAUUGAUGGGCUUAUGAUCUUUACAGGUGAAAAGAGCGUACAACUGUUAAAUGGAUUUUGUGAACGUACAAAGGCUUUACCCUGUAUUGUUUUUGUUAAUUGCAUUUCUAUGUGGUUAUCUAUUGCUGCUCUUUAUGCUCCCUUUAUUAUGAGUCUCUAG